UGUGUUGAUGCUCCCCUGAUGUCUGCUUCUCCACCUGCCCCCUCCCCAGGAUGCCCGGAAAGCCUGUGCUGACAUUACUCUGGCAGAGCUGGUGUCUGGCCUAGAGGUCGUGGGGAGAGUCCAGAUGAGGACAAGGCGGACGUUAAGGGGACACCUGGCCAAGAUCUAUGCCAUGCACUGGGCUACCGACUCCAAGCUGCUCGUAAGUGCCUCGCAAGACGGGAAGCUGAUCGUGUGGGACACCUAUACCACCAAUAAGGUGCAUGCCAUCCCCCUGCGCUCUUCCUGGGUUAUGACCUGUGCCUAUGCCCCGUCAGGGAACUUUGUGGCAUGUGGGGGGCUGGACAACAUGUGCUCCAUCUACAGCCUCAAAUCCCGUGAGGGCAAUGUCAAGGUCAGCCGGGAGCUGUCUGCUCACACAGGUUAUCUGUCUUGCUGCCGCUUCCUGGACGACAACAACAUUGUGACCAGCUCCGGGGACACCACUUGUGCUCUGUGGGACAUCGAGACUGGGCAGCAGAAGACUGUGUUUGUGGGACACACAGGGGACUGCAUGAGUCUGGCCGUCUCUCCUGACUUCAAACUCUUCAUUUCGGGGGCCUGUGACGCCAGCGCCAAGCUCUGGGACGUGCGGGAGGGAACCUGUCGGCAGACAUUCACUGGCCAUGAGUCGGACAUCAACGCCAUCUGCUUCUUCCCCAACGGAGAGGCCAUCUGCACAGGCUCAGACGACGCCUCCUGCCGCCUGUUUGACCUGCGGGCAGAUCAGGAGCUGACUGCCUACUCCCACGAGAGCAUCAUCUGUGGCAUCACAUCUGUGGCCUUUUCCCUCAGCGGCCGCCUGCUCUUCGCAGGCUAUGAUGACUUCAACUGCAACAUCUGGGACUCCAUGAAGGGCGAGCGUGUAGGCGUCCUCUCUGGCCACGACAACAGGGUCAGCUGCCUGGGGGUCACAGCUGACGGGAUGGCUGUGGCCACCGGCUCCUGGGACAGCUUCCUCAAAGUCUGGAACUAAGGAGGCUGGAGGAGGGGAGGUAAAAGGCCACGAAGACACUCAGCUGCCCCUCCCCUGCCCAAUUUUUUUCUAAGGUUUCUUUAAGUUUUCUCUUCCAUACCCUAGCUGCCAUUCCCACCCAGCUUUGUCCCUUGAGGGCGGUGGGGAAAAAUGGGGAGUCUGCCUUUGGGAGGCAUUAUCAGGGACACGGGGGCAAAGAACUGCCCCAUCUCCUCCCAUGGUCUCCCCUCUCCACGGUCCUGCAGCUUCUCCCUUAAUAAGCAGGGACAACU
Panthera uncia (snow leopard) is the source of this 1287-nucleotide messenger RNA. Its product is annotated as guanine nucleotide-binding protein G(I)/G(S)/G(T) subunit beta-3. Gene Ontology annotation, cellular component: cytoplasm; heterotrimeric G-protein complex. The record is from RefSeq and is a predicted model, not a curated record. Gene Ontology annotation, biological process: G protein-coupled receptor signaling pathway. Gene Ontology annotation, molecular function: protein binding; signaling receptor complex adaptor activity. Lineage: Eukaryota; Metazoa; Chordata; Mammalia; Carnivora; Felidae. Bases 125 to 1015 code for a protein of 296 amino acids. The transcript has 8 exons.